AUGGAGCGUCGAUCCACAUCCCCCAAAUCUCGUAAACCGUUAAGCAGAUCGAAGUGGGACUCAGAAAGCGGCACAGGCACAGAGAAUUGGACUCCCGAUUGUUCUGAUUCUUCGAAUGGUGAUAACAGCAAUGAGUUGGCCGCUGACUCGCUGGCUGAAGAAAAUACCGAAUUUACCAAGAACUGUACGCAGGAGUCCCAGAUCAACACUCAUACUUCACAAGCAACACGCACGCCUUCCAGUAGCGACCCCUACCAAACAGACAAGAGGUGGAGAGCGCUCAUGUACCUUAGUGUGGAACAAUUCUUGAAGCUAGACAUUAUCCAAAAAAUGAUCGAGAAGCUAAACAACCACGAGCUGGUCCACGUCAUGGAACAAGCUCUGAACGUCGAAGAUCUCGAUUUCACUAUACGGAGGCGGGUCCAGUUCGAGGUCCUCUGCACGUCCCAGAAGCAAUGCAUCGAUCUUCUCAACCACUACCUGCGCGAUGAGGGUGUCGAGACCCUCGAUAUCGAGGCAAAUCCAAGACUCGAGCUGCACAAUUUACUCAAUCACUUCUGUGUAGAAAACCCGGAAAAGAAGAGAGGAAUGGUCCUCGACCAACUGCGUCAGAUAUCGACGCUGAAGGCAUUUAAUGCGCUUGCUCGGCAGAUCUGGUGUCUCUCUGCAGAGGAGAGGGACAAGCUGGGAGAUGAAGCGCUUCAAUACCAUGAGUGGCGACAUGAAGUCGAUCCAAAGUACUGGAUUCCGUGGCAGUGGUGUUGA
This is a messenger RNA of Aspergillus fischeri NRRL 181, 765 nucleotides long. RefSeq lists its product as uncharacterized. The transcript is spliced from 2 exons. The record is from RefSeq and is a predicted model, not a curated record. Lineage: Eukaryota; Fungi; Ascomycota; Eurotiomycetes; Eurotiales; Aspergillaceae. The coding region runs from base 1 to 765 and encodes 254 amino acids.